Molecule: messenger RNA, 2356 nt
Organism: Erinaceus europaeus (western European hedgehog)
Lineage: Eukaryota; Metazoa; Chordata; Mammalia; Eulipotyphla; Erinaceidae
Gene: GABRR3
Product: gamma-aminobutyric acid type A receptor subunit rho3
Biological process (GO): nervous system process; monoatomic ion transmembrane transport; chemical synaptic transmission
Cellular component (GO): neuron projection; GABA-A receptor complex; synapse
Molecular function (GO): extracellular ligand-gated monoatomic ion channel activity; GABA-A receptor activity; neurotransmitter receptor activity
Source: RefSeq, a predicted model, not a curated record
UUUCUUCUGGAAGAAAUGAUCCUGGCUUCUCAAUUGGUCUUCUUCACCUGCAUCUGGACUGUACUGACAACUAAUGUUUAUUCUGAUGCUCAAGAUAUCAGGAAGCCCCACCACUGGUGGUCCUCUUCAGUGAAAGGAAUCCGGAAACAAAAUGCUAGAAUGAAGAAAGGUGACAGUACCAAAGUGCGGCUCCUGAAAUCGAAACAACUUCUCCAAAUAGAGGAACAUGAUUUUGCGAUGAGACCUGGAUUUGGAGGCUCCCCCGUGCCAGUGGGUAUAGAUGUCCAGGUUGAAAGCAUUGAAAGCAUUUCAGAACUUAACAUGGACUUUACAAUGACUUUUUAUCUCCGGCAUUACUGGAAAGACGAGAGGCUCUCCUUUCCUAGCAGAACAAACAAAAGCAGGACCUUUGAUCACAGAUUGCUCAAAAAUAUUUGGGUGCCUGAUAUAUUUUUUGUCCAUUCUAAAAGAUCCUUCAUUCAUGAUACAACAGUGGAGAAUAUCAUGUUGUGUGUAGACCCUAAUGGAAACGUCCUCCUCAGUCUCAGGAUAACUGUUUCAGCCAUGUGCAUUAUGGAUUUCAGCAGGUUUCCUCUUGACACUCAAAAUUGUUCCCUUGAACUGGAAAGCUAUGCCUACACUGAGGAAGAGCUAAUGCUUUACUGGAAGCAUAGGAACAAAUCCCUAAAUACUGCGGAGCAUAUGUUCCUGUCUGUCUUCUUCAUUGAAGAGUUCAGUUUAUCAAGUGGAUUUGCUUUCUACAGCAGCACAGGUUGGUACAAUAGACUUUUCAUCAACUUUGUGCUAAGAAGGCAUAUUUUCUUCUUUGUGCUGCAGACCUAUUUCCCAGCUAUGUUGAUGGUAAUGCUCUCGUGGGUUUCAUUUUGGAUUGACCGAAGAGCUGUUCCUGCAAGAGUUUCCCUGGGAAUCACCACAGCGCUGACCAUUUCAACAAUCAUCACUGGCAUGAGUGCUUCUACACCCCAAGUGUCCUACAUCAAGGCAGUGGGUGUGCAUCUGUGGGUCAGCUCCCUCUUUGAGUUCCUGUCAGUCACUGAGUAUGCAGCUGUGAACUGCCUCGCCACAGUGGAAGAGCCGAAACAGUUCAGGAAGAGAGGGCAGUUUUCUGGAAUGUACAAUAUAGAUGCAGUUCAAGCCGUGGCCUUUGAUGGUUAUUACCUUGACAAUGAAGCUGACAUGGGUCAGACUUCCCAUUCUCUACACUCAGAAGAAGACUCCGUUCGAGGACGAUCCACAAGCAGCCCCAACACAGAUUCAUCUCGGGUAGAGAGACAAUCUCUAGGAGUACAUGUUGGUAGAAUUAUUCUUGAGAAAAACCAUGUCAUUGAUACCUAUUCAAGGAUUUUAUUUCCUCUUGCAUAUAUAACAUUUAAUUUGUUUUACUGGGGCAUAUAUGUAUGAAGAGAAAUCCCCAAUGUCUAGAACUUAUUUGGAGUCAGUUUAUGUUAAAAACAACAACACUUGACUAUGAACUGGACAGAGUUUGACUAAACUAUGAUUUAGACAGUCAUCAAUCCUGGCUUAAAGAUUUGAAAGUUGGCUUACUUACAUGUAGGAGAGAGCAUUAGGUCCUAGGAGAAUUCUAUAAAUAAGAGGCAUAAACACAUGCUUUAUGGGCAAUGUCCAUGUAGACAGACAGAUUUCACAACUAUAUCUAAACCCUCCUUGCUUUCCAAUGUAAGUAUACUACAUUUAACUAAGGAAUAAAAUUACAGUGUGACAAGUGCCAGGUUAUCUAAGAAAGCUGAAUCCUCCUGAGGAAAAGCAUCUCCAAAGGUUACUGUGAAAAUGCAAAUGGCUGAGAGUCCCUCCCUCUCCCAUCUUCUGUAAAGUCUUUCAUCUUAUUUCACCAUCAAGUUUCAGGUAUUAUUGAGUCCCAGUGUUGAGGGAAACUUCAGGAUACAGGGCAUCCUAGGGAGUACAUUCUGUUUUCGCGGGGUUUGCACACAUGGAACUGGGAUGCACGCUAGCAUAUUUCUAGCAUAGUCUGUUUUCGCUGGGUUUGCACAUGUGCAACAGAGAUUCCCUUGGUGAAGGGUUCCCUUUUUCCUUUUGCACUAUAUGAAAGGGGAGGAGUUUACCCCCAUCGGGCCAAUGAAAAGUGGGCCCCAGUGUGAUGUCAGGGGCAUUGCAAGAGGAACAGAUCCUGGACAAAGGGGAUCUUCAGUCUUGGUCACGAACCUUGGGUUUUUAGCCUGCUUUUUUUCGGCCCAAAGACCCUCGGGAAAUCUAUCCCCUGAGUCUUUCCUCCUAACUUUUACUUUUUACGUCUAAUAAAGAAUUUAGAAAUCAUACACCUGAACGCGUGUCCCUGGAAAUUCUUUUUCAUCGGAGA